AUGAGUGAGAAUAUUCCAACACGUUUCGAAGAUCUUGCGAAUGAGAUCAUCCUUGAUGUCCUCGAUUAUUUGGAUAUUCGCCAUUUUUACCAAGCGUUUUUCGGACUCAAUGAACGAAUCAAUAGAUUUCUACACUCACUGGAUAAUAUCUCUCUCGUUUUGUUGCCAUCGGAUAAUGAUAAUGAUCAAUCAAUAGAAUAUUUCUCAUCACGUAACAUCCGAUUGAUGGUGGCCGAUGGUAGCUGCAAAAUUGAUUUAAAACGUUUUUCGAACGUUCGCUCAUUAAAAAUCGAGUGUCCGACGGACUCUCUAUUGGUGCAAAUUCAGCCCACAUUAUUUCCUCAACUCGAUUAUCUUUUUCUUGGUAUAUCGAACAGAUGGAAUGAUUCUUUGAAUGAAAUUCAUCAGGCUAUCUUCUCCAACGGUUUUCCUCUCCUUCGUACCUGCAUUCUUUUCAGUGAACCACUGACGAACAGACGCUGGCUAGCAUCUGCUUCUCUUCGUAUUUUGAUCAUUGGCACGUAUCCACAUCUUCUUCAUGUGAACACCUAUCGCGCUAUUCUUAUUUCAUGUCCGAAUCUCGUUCGUCUCACUUUAUUUGGAAGAUUCGACCAUAAUAAUCUAGUACAACAAAGCAAUUAUUCUCAUCAACUCAAUUAUCUUUCGUUACAAAGCGACGAACCGUCACUGAACGUUGUCAUUGAUCACUUACUCAGUCAGGUGCCUAAUCUUAAACGUUUGUGCUUGAAAGGUCUUCCAAUGGCAUAUCCAGUUUCAGCAAUUGAUUUCGUCCAACUAGCUCGCGUUCUUCAUCAACGUGUACCCAAUCUGCAGCGAUUUGAUUGUCAUACAUUUGCAAUUUUAAAGAACACAGUCGAUAUUAAUACUAUUCAUUCACUUCAUCCACGUUUCGCAGUCAUCAAAUAUCAACAUCUAGACCAUUCUGAUUUCGAUGCUCUGACUACCAAAAGAGUCACAGAAAAACCAUUAGCAUUACAUUUUUCACUGAAGCCAACACAGCGACAGGAUGUUGUACCUGCUCUAUUUCGUAUUCAAAAUGAUAUUAAAAACAUUGUUUUUGCUGAUAUAAGUCAUUCAAGUGAAUUUCCACCAGAAGAGGAAAUUUUAUUCGAUAUAAAUGCUUGUUUUCUCAUAGAGUCAAAUCAAGAACACGAUUCAUUGCAAAACAUUAAGAUCCAUCUAUCAACUGAAGGACACAACAUAACAGAGGAUUAUCUUGAAUUAGCACAACAAUAA
This is a messenger RNA of Rotaria socialis, 1257 nucleotides long. NCBI's taxonomy places the organism in Eukaryota, Metazoa, Rotifera, Eurotatoria, Philodinida, Philodinidae. The record is from the annotation of a GenBank genome assembly.